Molecule: messenger RNA, 1673 nt
Organism: Hydra vulgaris (swiftwater hydra)
Lineage: Eukaryota; Metazoa; Cnidaria; Hydrozoa; Anthoathecata; Hydridae
Product: histone acetyltransferase KAT5
Biological process (GO): negative regulation of DNA-templated transcription; positive regulation of transcription by RNA polymerase II
Cellular component (GO): chromatin; MSL complex
Molecular function (GO): transcription coregulator activity; histone H4K16 acetyltransferase activity
Source: RefSeq, a predicted model, not a curated record
GUUGCCGUAAAAAGAUUUUUGACAACACAAAACAAAAAAAUAUUGUAAUAUUAACUAUUUAUAAAAUUGUAGUUCGUAGUAAAAAAAAAAAAAACAAAAAAAACACCCGAAAACAUAUCUACUAGAAGAAUGAAAGAUAAAGUACAAAUGGUUGUUGAGGGUUGUAGGAUGCCAGUUCAUAUGUCCAACUCUGAUGAAUGGCCAUUGGCAGAAGUGGUUAGUAAAAAGGAAAAUCAAGAUGGAGUUUUUGAAUUUUAUGUUCACUACAUUGAUUAUAACAAACGUCUUGAUGAAUGGGUUAGUAUUGAUCGUCUCGAUCUGACAAAAAUACAACCUCCAAAAACAGAAGAGAAAAAAAAAACUUUAUCACAACAGUCUGUGUCAUCAAAACAAAAUCAAAAUUCAUCAAAACAAAAUCCGAACCAAAUAAGCUUACCUGGAUCACCUGACCUUGAGCAAGUAAAUGGAAUUAACCUAACUCAGUUUCCAUCAUCUUCCCUUGUGCGAAAUAAAUCAAAUAGUUCUUUUGGUAGAAAGAGAAAGGCUGUUCAAGAUGAAGUUAAUUUUGAAAAUGAGAGUUCAUAUUCAAAAAACUCAGAAAAUAAAACAAGCAGCCUUCGUAGCGGAGGAAGUAUGACAGUACACCAUGAUGAUGUUAUAACACGAGUAAAAAAUGUUGAGAUGAUAGAGGUUGGUAAACAUAGAAUCAAACCCUGGUACUUUGCUCCUUAUCCAAUUGAAUUAACUCGUCUACCGUGUAUUUAUAUAUGUGAAUUUUGUCUAAAGUAUAUGAAAAGUUUAACAUGUCUUAGAAGACAUAGGGAAAAAUGCACUCUUUUUCACCCUCCUGGAAAUGAAAUAUACCGUAAAGAUAAUACAUCUUUUUUUGAGAUUGAUGGAAGAAAACACAAAGCUUAUUCACAAAACCUAUGUUUACUAGCAAAACUGUUUCUUGAUCACAAGACAUUAUACUAUGAUACAGACCCCUUUCUGUUUUAUGUUAUGACAGAAUUCGACAGUGAAGGUUUUCACAUUGUUGGUUACUUUUCAAAGGAAAAGGAGUCAAGUGAAGACUAUAAUGUUGCUUGUAUAUUAACGCUACCACAAUACCAACGAAAUGGUUUAGGAAAAUUGCUCAUAGAGUUCAGUUAUGAGCUUUCAAAGUUUGAAGGGAAGUCUGGACACCCUGAAAAGCCACUUUCAGAUUUAGGUUUGUUAUCCUAUCGCAGCUAUUGGUCACAGACAAUCUUGGAGAUACUACUACAGCUAAAAAGUGAAGAGGGUGCUACUCCUGUUAUUACAAUAAACGAAAUAUGUGAGAUGACGAGUAUUCGUAAGGAGGAUGUUAUUUCAACUUUACAGCAUCUAAACUUGCUUCAGUAUUAUAAAGGCCAAUAUGUGAUAUGUAUAACUAAAGACGUUCUUGAAUCGCACAUGAAAUCAAUGAAAAAGCGAAAAAUAAGAAUUGACCCAAAAUGUUUACAUUGGCAGCCUAAAGAUUGGAGUAAGAGAGGCAAAUGGUAAAAUAUUUUAAAUUAGUGAUCGGAUCAAUUGUGCUGUCUUGAGGAAACUAUUUGUAAUUUUUGUGAAGCUCUUGUGACAAUAUGAUAUAAAUAAAAUAUUGAAUGUAAAUAUUUAAAAUAAAAAGUAUUUAACAAAAAUUUUAUAUCUAA